AUGCGUAAUCCACUUAAACCGAAAAACAAAGCAAGACGCUUUGCUGAAUUGCAAGAAGAUCAAGGCUUUUCUGCUGCUCAAUUUGAAUCACCCGAGACACCUAUUCCAUGGAAUGCUAUAGGGCUAGCUGCAUUACUGUUCACAGUAGGUGGUAUUUUGUUAGCGUUGGGUAUUCUGGUCAAAAUUGGUACCAUCACAUCAGAUGUAUGGCUGGCAAGAGGAACAGCAUUUAUUGUUCUUGGUAGUAUCAUGUUUAUCCCAGGUGCUUAUCAUUUGUACAUUGCGUAUUAUGCAUACUACAAAUAUCCUGGAUACGAUUUCUCGCUUAUACCCGACUGGGACUAA
Molecule: messenger RNA, 345 nt
Organism: Mucor velutinosus
Lineage: Eukaryota; Fungi; Mucoromycota; Mucoromycetes; Mucorales; Mucoraceae
Product: Aconitate hydratase mitochondrial
Exons: 4
Coding region: 1-345 (114 amino acids)
Cellular component (GO): endomembrane system
Source: RefSeq, a predicted model, not a curated record